This is a messenger RNA of Brassica oleracea var. oleracea, 2094 nucleotides long. RefSeq names its product pentatricopeptide repeat-containing protein At1g03560, mitochondrial. The transcript has a single exon. Lineage: Eukaryota; Viridiplantae; Streptophyta; Magnoliopsida; Brassicales; Brassicaceae. Gene Ontology annotation, molecular function: protein binding. The record is from RefSeq and is a predicted model, not a curated record. The coding region runs from base 48 to 2009 and encodes 653 amino acids.
ACUAACGUCGCAGCCGCACUGGUAAACCACCUGAAGAAAAAUCACCGAUGCGAAGACUUUCCCGGAAACCCUUUUCCGUCACUCCUCUGAAUCGUCCGCUUAGCUCUUCAAAAUGCUUCUAUCUGCACAAAGGCGGAGACUUUUUGUCGUCGGAAGGUUCAAAAAGUGUCAGGUGGCUGUUCAGUGGCGGCAGCUCACUUCCUCCUCCGGAAUGGAUUGAGCCCUUCAACGACGUCUCCGAUCUAGUGAACUCGUCUCGUAGCCUCAACCCGUCUCCAUGGGUGAGCCAAAUUCUCAACCUUUUAGACGGUUCGGAGUCAAUGGAAUCGAAUCUCGACGCCUUCUGCCGUAAGUUCCUCAUCAGACUCUCCCCAAAUUUCGUCACUUUCGUGUUGGAAUCGGACGAGGUUCGCGAGAAAAGACAGCACGUUAUCGCUUGGCGGUUCUUUAAUUGGGCUGGUAAGCAGAAGAAGUAUGCUCAUAAGCUAGAGUGUUACGUCUCAUUAGUUGAUGUUUUGGCUAUUGCAAAAGAUGUGGAUAGGAUUAGGAUUCUCUGUGGUGAGUUGAGACCAAAAGAGUUUGCUUUGAGUGUUUGUUCAGCGAAUGAGCUGAUUAAGAGCUUUGGGAAGCUUGGAAUGGUGGAGGAGUUGUUAUGGGUGUGGCGCAAGAUGAAGGAGAAUAACAUUGAGCCUACUUUGUAUACUUACAACUUCUUAAUGAACGGUUUAGUCAGCUCUACGUUCAUUGAUUCCGCGGAGCGUGUUUUCGAGGCUAUGGAGAGCGGGAGGAUCAAACCAGACGUAGUGACGUACAACACGAUGAUUAAAGGUUAUUGUAAAGCAGGACAGACGCAGAAAGCUAUGGAGAAGGUUAGAGAUAUGGAGACGAGAGGUGUUGAUGCUGAUAAGAUCACUUACAUGACUUUGAUCCAGGCGUGUUAUGCUGAUAGCGACUUUACCUCUUGCGUGGCUUUGUAUCAAGAGAUGGACGAGAAGGGGAUCCAAGUCCCGCCUCACGCGUAUAGUUUAGUGAUCGGUGGGCUUUGUAAAGAAGGGAAGUUGAACGAAGGGUGUGCUGUUUUCGAGAACAUGAUCAGGAAAGGAACUAAACCGAAUGUUGCUGUAUACACUGUUUUGAUAGAUGGUUAUGUGAAGUUCGGAAGCGUUGAAGACGGGCUAAGGCUUUUGGGGAGGAUGAUGAGAGAAGGGUUUGAGCCCGACGUGGUGACUUAUUCGGUUGUUGUGAAUGGUUUGUGUAAGAACGGGAGAGUGGAAGAGGCGUUGGGGUAUUACAAGACGUGUCGGUUCAAAGGUUUGGCUGUUAACUCGAUGCUUUACUCUAGUCUUAUAGACGGUUUGGGAAAAGCGGGGAGGGUAGAUGAAGCUGAGAGGCUUUUCGAAGAGAUGGGAUGCAGUAGAGACUCGUACUGUUACAACGCACUCAUCGACGCGUUCACUAAGUCAGGGAAGGUGGAUGAAGCGUUAACGUUGUUCAAGAGGAUGGAGGAGGAAGAAGGCUGUGACCAAACGGUUUAUACGUACACCAUACUCAUCUCGGGGAUGUUUAAAGAGCGUAGGAACGAAGAGGCGUUGAAGCUUUGGGAGAUGAUGAUAGACAAGGGGAUUACGCCGACCGCAGCUUGCUUCAGAGCUUUGUCGACAGGACUUUGUUUGUCGGGGAAAGUGGGGAGAGCGUGUAAGAUUUUGGAUGAGUUAGCUCCCAUGGGUGUGAUUCUCGAUGCGGCGUGUGAGGACAUGAUUAACACGCUGUGUAAAGCUGGGAGGAUCAAGGAGGCUUGUAGGUUGGCUGAUGGGAUCACUGAGAGAGGGAGGGAAGUGCCUGGGAGGAUCCGUACUGUUAUGAUCAAUGCUUUGAGGAAAGUUGGGAAGUCGGAUUUGGCUAUGAAGCUGAUGCAUAGCAAGAUUGGGAUUGGGUAUGAGAGGAUGGGUAAUGUUAAGAGGCGUGUUAAGUUUAGAACUUUGCUUGAAAGCUUUGAUCAUGACUUUUAAAGUCUUUGGUGUGUGCUUGCUUUGGUUGUAACAUGUUUAACCAGAAAAAAUAUAAUAAUGAUUUAAACAAGUAGUUUAAGCUUCA